This is a messenger RNA of Anguilla rostrata (American eel), 4352 nucleotides long. RefSeq names its product NXPE family member 1-like. The coding region runs from base 796 to 2454 and encodes 552 amino acids. The record is from RefSeq and is a predicted model, not a curated record. NCBI's taxonomy places the organism in Eukaryota, Metazoa, Chordata, Actinopteri, Anguilliformes, Anguillidae. The transcript has 6 exons.
UAGAAGGUUCAAUAGUAAUCUAUGGCACCCUUCAUCAAACUGCAAAAAAUGGCUGUGCAACAAUGGUUAAUGUAAUAAAAAUGGUUAAUGUACUAACUUUGUCCUUUAUAAUGUAAUAACUGCCAGUUACUGUAAAAAAAAAAAUCUUGAAUGCUUAAUGUAAUAACUUUCUGUUUAAUGUAAUAACCACAGGUUAAUGCAAUAACGAUAAUUUACGUGUAGCCGCCAUCUCGGCUUGCUCACGUGACCAAACGAGCAGUGCCUCCUCCUCCGCCAUGGGCCUCGGCCGGUAACCUACAUAUAAAAAAUUAAGUUUAUUUUAUAAAAUAUAAUCAUUUUUCUGAUAGAUACCAUCAAGACAUUGAUCACGAAAACCUUACUUCUAGAUAUUUCUUUCUUUCUUUCUUUUGAUAUAUCAACCUAAUCAUUGAAAGAAAAAAGUUAGCAGGUAAUGACAUUCACCAUGCAAAAAGGGAUUGCCAGCUUUGCAUUGUCAUUCCUCAUUGGCACAUGCCAAUUCCUUGCCUUCAGAAUUCUGCCCUUUGUGUUAUAUAUAUACUGUAGACUUGCUUGACUUGUUGUGCAUCAGGGAGGGGGAGGCACCUCACCUUGGCAGGGCGUCAAAAUAAAGGCGUUGUAUGGGAAACACUUUUGGUAAAAACAUUCUUCUCUCUAGACUGCACACAUUUGUUUUGGUUUUUUUGCUAUAAUACUGUAUAGAAUUAUGUAAUGUUGGUUUAUUUCACAGUGAUAUUAUAAUUAUUUGAUUAUUAUCAGCAAUCCAUUUGAUUUAAGAUGGAAUGUAUUAAAUCCAUGGAAAGAGUGGAGUGGAGCACAACAACAGACUUCCAAUCACCAGUUGGGCAUCCUUUUGGAUCAUGGGGAUGCAAAUAUUCGAGAAAGAAAUUGAUAUUAAUUUCUCUGUGUGCCCUAAGUUUUUUCUCUAUGUAUUUUUCCGAACUAUACAAAUGGACAUCAAUAUGGGAGCAAUCUGAGACCCCUCUCAAAGAAAUGACCGUAGAUGAAUUAAUAUUCUCAUUAUCAUGGGCUUCCUCACCCUCCAACUUCACCUCUUUCAACAGCUCUUCCAGUGCUCAGCAUAGUGUGGUCAGGCUAGAGCAGCCUAGGCCUCAGUACUGUGUUGGUGAUGCAUUGAAUGUGCUCGUGGAGAUUAGGGACUAUGCAGGGCACCCAAAAGCAUAUGGCGGGGACUUCAUCCUGGCCCGGAUCCACUCUCCAAAGCUCCAGGCAUGUGCAUCAGGAGAUGUCAUUGACCUCCUCAAUGGCUCCUAUCGUGUGCAUUUCCACUUGUUUUGGCCUGGAGAGGUGCAAGUCUCAGUGCUUCUGAUGCACUCGUCUGAGGCAGUUAAGGUACUCCAGAAAGACUGGAUGAAGAAUUACAAUAAGUCCAUGCACAUGGGAACCUUUAGAAAUGGGAAAAAAAAGGAGAAGUCUCAGUGUGCCCUCCGGCUGAGCUCAGACACACCCCUGUGUGAAUACAGGAAGAAGGAGGAUGGCGAAUAUUACGCCUGCUACAAGCCCCAUACCCUUCCCUGCGACUCUCUGUCCAUCAUGCAGUCCUACACCCACCCAGGUCCUAAUCUGACAAAGGAGGAAGUUCACCUAUUAGCCCAGGAAAACACUGGAAUUGAAAUAACAAUCAACUUCAACCCUCUGACAGUCGGUGGUUGUACUGGUGCAACACAUAGCCCAGCUGAAAAAUGUGUGGUAGGAACAAACUCCCCUUUUCCUGGGGGAUAUUUCUAUUCAAAUAGGUGGUCUUCUUCCUCCUGUCAGAUAGGCCCCUUCCUCAAUGCAGGUGCCAUUACCAGUUGUUUAAAGGAAAAGACUCUCUACCUAUUGGGUGACUCCACAGCACGACAGUGGAUACAGUAUUUGACUAAAAAGCUGAAAGGUCUGAGAAUUGUGCAAGGGAGUCGUUUUCAUUCAUAUUUGGCUGUUGAUGCCCGUAACAACAUCACUGUCCGAUGGAUUAAGCAUGCUCAUCCCUGGCUUAGCUAUUUCGCAUCCAACAUAAAGACAUCAGUCACCGUUCCUGAAGUACUGGACAGUAUAACACUUGGUCGUGGGCAGAAGGAUGUGAUCGUGGUCAUUGGAAUCGGCCAGCAUUUCCGGCCCUACCCCCCAGAAGUCUUUAUCCGAAGGCUACAAAGCAUCCGCCGGGCGAUUCUGCGGUUACACGCCCGCAUCCCCCAGGCCGUUGUUGUUAUAAAGCUGGAGAACACCAUUGAACUGAACUCAGAGAUGAUAAGACGCAGUAACUGGUAUGGCUACAUGCAGAACCUGGCUCAGAGGAAAGUGUUUGAGCGCCUGAAAGUGGCUCUGGUAGAUGCCUGGGACAUGACGGUGGCUGCCAACACUUUAGACGUCCACCCUAAUCAAGUUAUUAUUUCUAAUCAGGUGGCGCUGGCCCUGUCAUACUCCUGUCAUUAGGCAUGGAUGCUGUCUGCACCCCACAACCCACCCACCUACUGAUGCCUACCCACCCAACCAAACCCUGCAUGCACUUCUUCACAUUUUCUGUCUGUUCUGGCCCCUUGGUGAUGGAAUGAGCUUCCCACUGCAGUCAGACGAACAGAAAACUUGCCUUCCGACGCACACGGCAGACUCAUCUGUUCAUUUUGCACCAUGGCUCCCCUGGCCCCCAUUCAGAUUACCUUCAUUUUCUCUUUCUUUUAUUGGAUUUCUUUUUGGAUUUUGCUACAGUUAUAGAGGUGUAAUGACAGGUUACCUGUCUAGUGGUACUUUCUUCACUUACAAUACAAAUUGUUGUUUGUUAGGUUAACGUUACUUAUUGAAUAAUAACUGGCCUCUGUGCCUUCUUGGUGAUACUGCAUUUUUGUAGUCAUCAGAGUAACACGGAUAUUCUCCACUAUAGAUUGAUAAGAGCAUCUACCAAGUGUUUGUAAUGUCAUAUAAUGUAUAACGGAACAGUGAAACUUGUCAGAAUUGAAUGAAAAAUGGAUAGUGCAACGUAUUAUAGACAAAUACUUGCAGAAACUUGGUUUGAUAAUUCCCCUUUCAGCAGAAUAACAAUCCAAAGCCACAGAACUAAAAAAUGAUAGCGGUCACUGUUCUUUAGAGAUGCAAACAAAGUCCUGACCUCAACCCCACCAAAAUCUGUUGCAUAAUUUAAAUGUGCAGCCCAGAAGCAAUGUCCAUGACACUUGAAAGAGAUGGAGCUGAUCUGCCAAGAAAAAUGAAUGGAAAUCAUCUGAAUACCUUUGUAAGGCACUCUGCAUGUAAAUGUUCAUGUUCAACGUAUUGAUUAAAAUGUGUUUAAUGAAUACAGGUAUUUCAGUGCAUUUAAAAAUUUGUAAUUCAUUCUGUGCCAUGAUUUGCUCCACUGUGGUGUUGUUUUAUGAUGAUUUUCAGGUAAGACGGAGUGAGUUGUUUGUAAAUGGCUGGGAUCGCAGGGAUAUGGGGAGACCCCAGAGGUCCACUGCUCAGACUCGUAGUUUACACCUCCAGUCACUAUGGCCAUUCAGGGACACAUCACCUCAGCAGGGCACAUCACUCAGGCUAGACUGAAGCAUAUUUUCCCAUGGGUUCAAAAAUUUUCAGUGAGGAGGCUGGGCUGAUCUAGUUUGCUUUUACAUUUGGCAAAAAAUGAUGACGGAACUAUCUUUAUUCACAGCUCAGUAGAAAUCACCUUUGGAAGUUGCUGGACAAACAUGUGACCAACAUUCCAAAAAGAGCUCAGCAUUUAUCCUGCCAUUGUCUGACACCCUGACGGAAACAUUUUCUGGGCACCUGUACAGCCACUCAUGUCGCAGUUGCCUUGUCUUGAACAUCACCCUUGUGCGGCUGUAUGUUCCCUCUGCAUUAAUUGGAACUAGAGUGGCGGUCAUCUCCCCCUUUUCUCCAGCGGUGAUUUCAACUUCUCCAAUCACCCUGGGGGAACAGAAUUGGUCCACAGCUCAGACUUGUCGCAGCUCCAAAUAUACAAUGACACACCGAGUUCAGUCAGAAGAGAUUUGUAUUUCUGAAACCGCUGGCUGAUGACCAGCUAAUUCAGCCCUGCUGCUCUUGCAGCUGCAAGUGAUCGAAAAAAGAACCACACACUAAAUUGUGUUAUUCCCUUUCACUAGGUGUGUUAAUUUCUAACAUUGAAACUGUUGUUUUAUGACAUCUGAAAGUGUAUUUUUGAAGUGUUUACCACCAUAUUAAUGUAUGCACUGCACUCCCACCAUGAAUGUUUUCACCAAAUCUGAAAAUGAUUCUUGACUCACCUGUAAGGCUACAGAAAAACAGUAUGAAUAUUAUCAUGCUGUAAAUCUAUUUACUAUCUGUGUUUACAAACAUUUAAAUGUGUUGACCCACAAGAUUUA